AUGGCCUCACCGAACAGGCACUGGCCGAGCAUGUUCAGGUCCAAUCUUGCCUGCAACAUCCGCCAGCUGCAGCAGCAGCCUGACAUGAACGGCAACGGCAGCGGCGGCGGCGGUGGCAGCUCGUCCCCUUCCCUCUUCCUGUCACCUUCACCCCCCGUUGCAACCAGCGGCAAGCCUUCUUUGAUCUCCUCAGGCUGCGAGGAGGGGACGAGGAAUCCGGAGCCGAAGCCGCGGUGGAACCCGCGGCCGGAGCAGAUCAGGAUCCUGGAGGGGAUCUUCAACUCCGGCAUGGUGAACCCGCCGCGCGACGAGAUCCGCCGCAUCCGCCUGCAGCUGCAGGAGUACGGCCAGGUUGGCGACGCCAACGUCUUUUACUGGUUCCAGAACCGCAAGUCCCGCACCAAGAACAAGCUACGCGCCGCCGGCCAGCUGCCGCUGCCGCAGCACGGCCGUGCCGCCCUGGCGCGCGCGUGCGUUGCGCCGCCGGCGCCGACGACCUCGACGACGAACAGCCCUGCUGCUGCGGCGCUUGCCCCCGUGACGCCGCCGCGGCAUCUCCUCGCCGCCCCGGGCAUCGUCGCGCCCACCUCCUCGUCCUCCUCCUCCUCCGACCGCUCCUCAGGAUCCAGCAAGUCGGUGAAACCAUCUGCCGCGCUGACGUCAGCCGCAGCGGCGGCCCAGGCCGGGAUGCUGCCGGCGGCCACAUCCAUAGACCUUUUCUCGGUGGCCCCGACGCCGACGCUGCCCGCAUGCCAGCUCUACUACCAUAGCCAACCUACGCUGACGCAUACACCUCUGGCACGUGAUCAUCAGCUCACCUCACCGGAGUCGACGUCACUCCUCCUGCAGUGGCCGCCAGGCCAGUACAUGCCGGCGACGGAGCUCGGCGGCGUCCUCGGCUCCCACGGGCACAAUCCGGCGGUCACCCACCACCAACCAUCAAUCUCCCCGGGCGUGCUCCUUGCAGGCCUAUGCAACGAAGCACUAGGGCAAGAAAUCAUGGACGACAUGAGCUGCUCCAAGCAGGGGUUCGGCCAUUACAUGGACAUGAGCUGCACCGAGCUGAGCAGCAAAACCGACGCGGUGAGCACCGUGAUUAGGGACGACGAGAAGGCGAGGCUGGGGUUACUGCCCUACGGCGUCGGUGUCACUGCGUCUGCAACCGAUCCGGCGCCACGCCAUCAUCACCACCACCACCACCAUCACCUUGCCUCUCCUGUGCAUGCUGCUGUUGCCGCUGCAGAUGCUCCAUUCACCACCACUGCUGCUGCGACGCCAAGCAGCAACGUCGUCGCCAGCAACUCUGCACUCGCCGAUCAGUUGCAAGGGCUGUUGGAUGCUGGGUUGCUGCAGGGAGGGGCGCCGCCGCCGCUACCCUCGGCGACGGUGGUGGUGGUGAGCCGUGACGCCCUGACGAUGGGCACGAAGACCACGAGCUAUAGCUUCCCGGCGAUGAUGCACCUCAACGUGAAGAUGUUCGGCGAGGCGGCCGUGCUGGUGCGCAACAGCGGCGAGACGGUGCUCGUCGACAACUCCGGCGUCACCGUUGAGCCGCUGCAGCAGGGUGCGACCUACUACGCAGUGCUGGCGACCGAGGACGUUGUGCAGUGGAGUACGUAA
Molecule: messenger RNA, 1620 nt
Organism: Oryza brachyantha (malo sina)
Lineage: Eukaryota; Viridiplantae; Streptophyta; Magnoliopsida; Poales; Poaceae
Product: WUSCHEL-related homeobox 12-like
Exons: 4
Coding region: 1-1620 (539 amino acids)
Biological process (GO): regulation of developmental process
Molecular function (GO): DNA binding; DNA-binding transcription factor activity
Source: RefSeq, a predicted model, not a curated record